Messenger RNA from Ostrinia furnacalis (Asian corn borer), 663 nucleotides. RefSeq lists its product as uncharacterized. NCBI's taxonomy places the organism in Eukaryota, Metazoa, Arthropoda, Insecta, Lepidoptera, Crambidae. The transcript has 3 exons. The record is from RefSeq and is a predicted model, not a curated record. The coding region runs from base 1 to 651 and encodes 216 amino acids.
AUGGCGGUCAUAGAGAAUCAUCAGUUGUUCCUGACCUUAUUGGUCUUUUCUAUAUCUUUUGUUUAUGGCCUAAAACCAGAGACAAUCCUCCGACACAACGAAAUGUGCAAGAAGUUCGCCGUCGAUCCAUAUUUUGAGACAGAAAUGGUUGUGGGCAAACCCUGGCGGAUCUACUAUACGUGGAACAUGAAGCUGGAGAAUAAGUGUCUGGAUAUGGUCUUCAAGAAUGCUACUCCUAGGAUCAUCCAGCGCAUCUGGAACGACAUGUACGAGUACUUGGAACAGCAACCCGCUUGGGACGCCGCGACCCUGCACGCCACCAUGGGGCGUGCGCGUCAUGAGAUUCUGAUGUUUGCGGAGCAGGGCCCUGCUGGGAGCUUCACGGCUGUGCCUAAUGUUAUACGGGAUGGCAACAUAUCACCCACCAGGUCAGCAGUGCCGCUCCUCAAAUUCCAGCUCAAACUGGUCCGCAACGGCAAGUUCCUGAUCAUGAUGGACUGUCAAAUGGGAGUGUCAUCGCUGUCAGCGCGUUCUGACCAUCCGCCGUACCGUUCUGAGAUCCUGGCUGCCACUGCGCAUCUAGAUCUUGGAGACGGCUUCCCAUCCUGCGUCAGCGAUAAGAACAAGGACGAACGGUUUUUGGUGAAAUAAAUGUGAUAUGAG